GGCGCUGAGGUAGCGAGCGAGGAGGAACCGAGGCGCCGGCGGCCCCUUUCCCCUUUCAGCCGCUGAGCGAGGCGGGCGGCGGUGGUCAUCAUGGCUGAGGAGGAGUCGCUGAGGAAGCAGGCCGACUUGGUGCGGCGCCUGAAGCAGGACAAGGCCCCCCAGGAGGAGAUUGCAGAGCAGGUGGCAAAGCUGUUGGACAUGAAGGCAAAAAUAUGCCCUGAAGAAGACAGGCCUAAGUUUGUCCUCAAGACACCAAAGGGUACCAGGGAUUACAGUCCCAAGCAGAUGGCAAUCAGAGACAGAGUCUUCAGCGUCAUUAUCGAUUGCUUCAAACGCCAUGGAGCUGAGACAAUAGAUACUCCAGUAUUUGAACUAAAGGAAACUUUGACAGGGAAGUAUGGAGAAGAUUCCAAGCUGAUCUAUGAUCUGAAAGAUCAGGGGGGAGAGCUCCUAUCUCUUCGCUAUGAUUUAACUGUUCCAUUUGCUCGUUUUCUGGCAAUGAACAAAAUGACCAAUAUUAAACGUUACCAUAUUGCUAAGGUCUACAGGCGGGACAACCCAGCCAUGACAAAAGGCCGAUACAGAGAGUUCUACCAGUGUGAUUUUGACAUUGCUGGCCAGUAUGACCCCAUGAUUCCUGAUGCAGAGUGCCUGAAGAUUAUACAUGAGAUCUUAAGUGCCCUACAAAUAGGAGCAUUUGUUAUCAAGGUCAACGACCGUCGUAUCCUUGAUGGGAUGUUUGCAGUAUGUGGAGUACCAGAGAGCAAAUUCCGGUCCAUCUGCUCUGCUGUGGACAAGCUAGACAAGAUGGCUUGGGAUGAUGUGAGAAGUGAGAUGGUUGGAGAGAAGGGGCUCUCGCCAGAGAUUGCAGAUCAUAUUGGUGAAUACGUUCAGCUUAGGGGUGGGCUGAGUCUGAUCGAGCAGUUGCUCCAAGAUCCAAAGCUGUCGCAGAACAAGCUGGCUAGGGAAGGCCUUGAGGAAAUGAAGCUGCUGUUUGAGUACCUGACUAUUUUCGGCAUUUUGGAGCAAGUUUCCUUUGACCUGAGCCUGGCUCGUGGUUUGGAUUACUACACCGGAGUAAUCUGCGAGGCUGUUCUCCAGCAAAGUGACCAAACAGAUGAGUCUGUUAGUGUGGGCAGCAUAGCUGGAGGUGGCCGCUAUGAUGGACUAGUAGGGAUGUUUGACCCCAAGGGGCGGAAAGUGCCGUGUGUGGGAUUCAGCGUUGGCAUUGAACGGAUCUUCUCCAUCGUGGAACAAAAAGUGGCGGCUUCUGAGGAAAAGAUCCGGACAACUGGGACCCAGGUGCUCGUGGCAUCUGCUCAGAAGAAACUACUUGAAGAGAGGCUAAAGCUUGUUUCUGAGCUGUGGGAUUCUGGGAUCAAGGCAGAGGUGCUUUAUAAAAAGAACCCCAAACUGUUGAACCAGCUGCAGUACUGUGAGGAGACGGGGAUCCCUCUUGUUGCCAUCCUGGGAGAGCAAGAGCUAAAUGAUGGAGUGGUCAAGCUGCGAGACGUAGCUACUAGAGAAGAGGUGAAUGUUCGCAGAGAAGGAAUUAUUGAAGAAAUCAAGAGGCGAACGUGUCUUCCCUAGAAGUUUUCAAUGGAUUCCCUUGGGAAGAUUUGCUGAGACCC
Lacerta agilis (Sand lizard) is the source of this 1631-nucleotide messenger RNA. RefSeq names its product histidyl-tRNA synthetase 1 (gene HARS1). The record is from RefSeq and is a predicted model, not a curated record. The transcript is spliced from 13 exons. Gene Ontology annotation, biological process: mitochondrial translation; histidyl-tRNA aminoacylation. Gene Ontology annotation, molecular function: ATP binding; histidine-tRNA ligase activity; identical protein binding. The coding region runs from base 91 to 1590 and encodes 499 amino acids. NCBI's taxonomy places the organism in Eukaryota, Metazoa, Chordata, Lepidosauria, Squamata, Lacertidae. Gene Ontology annotation, cellular component: mitochondrion; cytoplasm.